AUGCCACGUCCAGGAAAAUCUUCUUAUUCCGAUGAAAAACCACCUUACUCAUAUAUAGCAUUAACAGCCAUGGCUAUUCAACAAAGCCCAGAGAAAAUGUUACCAUUGAGUGACAUUUACAAAUUUAUCACUGACCAAUUUCCGUAUUAUCGUACAAAUACUCAAAAAUGGCAAAAUUCUCUACGACAUAAUUUAUCAUUCAAUGAUUGUUUUAUUAAAAUUCCACGACGUCUUGAUCGACCUGGCAAAGGCAAUUUUUGGGCAUUACAUAGCAAAUGUAGUGAUAUGUUUGAAAAUGGCAGUUAUUUACGACGACGAAAACGCUUCAAAUUAUUGAAACAACAACAAAUGAAAUUGAACGAAGAUGAAGAUGAAAAUGAAGAAGAAGAAGAAGAAAAAUCGAUGAUAAUUAAAAAACCAAUUAGAAAAACAUCAUUUUUUAUCGAUAAUCUUCUUGGUAAUGAUACAAGUACGAAUACAAGCUCAACAACAACAUCAUCCUGUGAAACAAACAACAGCAGCAGUACAAUGCAACAACUGCCAUUUACAACAGAUUUCGAACUUUUACUUAAAUUGACUCUAUUUAAUGAUGUCAAUGGGCAUCAUCCUCUUUCGCAGCAACUUUAUUGGUAA
This is a messenger RNA of Rotaria socialis, 633 nucleotides long. NCBI's taxonomy places the organism in Eukaryota, Metazoa, Rotifera, Eurotatoria, Philodinida, Philodinidae. The record is from the annotation of a GenBank genome assembly.